Molecule: messenger RNA, 307 nt
Organism: Paramecium octaurelia
Lineage: Eukaryota; Ciliophora; Oligohymenophorea; Peniculida; Parameciidae
Source: the annotation of a GenBank genome assembly
AUGAAUAUUCAGUAGGAUGCUUUGAAAACAUAUGAUUCAGCAAUUUAGAACAAUCAAUCAAAUUCAUGGAUUUAAAAUAAGAAUGGUAUACUAUGUAAGAUUAAUUUUUUAGUUGAAACAUUAGAAAAAAUGAUCAAGUUUGAAAUAUCUUUGGAAAAUUAUGAUUUAGAAAUUUAGUUAAAACCAGAUUAGAAUGUCAAAGGUAUAAUUUUAUCUUUAUCAGUUUAUAGCUCACACAUUAUUUAAAACGCCUACAACUCUAGAAACUGUAGAAAAUUAACUUAAUUAGUUAUGCACUUUCCAUUGA